UCUGAGGACCAAGGGAGCUGGACAAGUCUUCCAGCAUCGAGCGAUAAGAUUCACCCAUGCUGUCUUUACCCUUGAGGUUGUUGCUUCAGGCAGGAGGAGUACCUCCCACAGCUAAAACCACAUCAGGCUGGAGAGCAGUCAGGCCUGUCUUCCUUUAUUGCUGUCACCAAAUGCCCGCUUGCUUCCACAGAUCUGUCACCAUGAAGGCGGCCUUCUCAACUGCCCUCCUUGUUCUGGCCAUCUCAGUGGGGACUUCCUUUGCAGUUGAUUUCUAUCUUCCUAUGAGUGCGCGCCUGACUGAGGAGCUCUUCCAGGAGACGAAGGUCUUGUGCAACAAGAAUGUAAGGAAGUGCUGGAUGCUUUCCUACUACAAGCCCGACGAGCCUAUAUGUGGCACUGACCAAGUUACCUACGGCGGUGAGUGCCAUCUCUGCUCCAGAGUUCUAUAUGACGACAGAACCAUAAUUAAAAUGCAUGAUGGAGAAUGUGGCAUCCUACACCUUUCCCAGUCAUCUUAAAUAUAAGAACUAGUCAACCUACAGCAAUGUCAGAGCCAGCCUGGCAACUCGGAGAGAUACUAUUUACUCCUUGGAAGACUAUGAAUAAGCAUAAAAGUUACUGGAUUCUCAGAUAGCCGAGUAAAGCAUGAAGACUGAGUCGUCAAAGAUACCCAAUACUUUGGGGGACAAGGGCUGGAGGUCCUAGUACAGUACUUGCCUAGCAUGUAUGAAGCCUUAGGUUAAAUCUCCAAUGUUUGGAGAGAAAAAAAAGGAUAUAGCUCCUUGAGAAAUGCAUCCUAUAGUAGAAGAUACUUUACUUCUUCAAUAAAUUAUUCUCAGCA
Molecule: messenger RNA, 841 nt
Organism: Mesocricetus auratus (golden hamster)
Lineage: Eukaryota; Metazoa; Chordata; Mammalia; Rodentia; Cricetidae
Gene: Spink8
Product: serine peptidase inhibitor Kazal type 8 (putative)
Exons: 6
Coding region: 57-518 (153 amino acids)
Molecular function (GO): protein binding
Source: RefSeq, a predicted model, not a curated record